This is a messenger RNA of Carica papaya (papaya), 326 nucleotides long. Lineage: Eukaryota; Viridiplantae; Streptophyta; Magnoliopsida; Brassicales; Caricaceae. The record is from RefSeq and is a predicted model, not a curated record.
CGUAGUUGAGAGAAAGAGAAAUGAUCCAUGGGGAUGACGAAAAGAAGAAGAAGAAGAAGAAGAAGAAAAGAACACGGCAGCUUGGCUUCUUGGGAUCAAAACCCUCAAGAUUCAACCUUACCCUCUCCCUCCUCUUGGUUAGUCGAAGAAGAAACCCCAGCUGCGAAGGAGAACCGGCAGAGCCGCCACACUUGGAGACCCUUCCCCCUUCUGGGUUAUGUGUAAAACCAGUCAAAACUGGCCUGACCGAGGUGAACCGCUAUCAUGGACGGCGUCGAAGCACGGCGACGGUGCCGUGCUGGAAUCCUAAAAUUGGCCGAAAAUAG